CCAUCGCCUCCCGAACCCACCUGCCCUCUUCAAACCCACCUGCCCAACGCUCGCCUCCGCCAUGAGCUGCCCGAAUCCCCAAGAGUUCUGGAUGCCCCUCGAUCCUUCGCCCGAGACCAGUGUCAACUGGCGAUACAAGGAACUCGACCCCAUCACGGCCAUCGAGCGCCAGUACCUCGGAGUGAUGAAUGCCAUCCUCGACAAGCCGCAGUGGUGGGCAAAGCUCAAAGAUCCAGAGAUCCAGCAAAAGUGGCGGCAAGAGUCCGGCCUCGGCGAGGCGGCCUUCGCGUUGCUCCUCCAGGAGCUUGCCUGCUAUGCGCGAGACUUUAUCCAAUCCAAGGAGUGGCCCAACGUCUCGCCCAUCCCUGCCCACGGCGUCUACAUUUCGGAUCUCUCGAUCAGUCCAGAGCUGCGCCAGCGGCUCCUCGAGCAUGCCGCACCUCUGGAGCAGGAAGCCCUGGUCGAGGGCCGCUGGCAUCCCGGCUCCAAGGGCAUUGUGCUGGAUCUGGUCCAUCCGUCGCCCCACUGCCUUACCUUUGGCAAGUCCCGCUUCUCCAGAAACCCGCAGGCCCUGACCGGCACCGAGACCAUUCACUGGCAAGGCACACCCGACACUCGCCGAGACAUCUCGGCCAAGUAUCAGUGGCUGCCCGCCGAGUUUGAGAUCGAUGCCGACGGCCACGUCUCCAUCGCGUCCUACAUCAACAACCUCCAUCCCGAGCUCCACAAGGCUCUCUAUGGCGAUAUCGAGCGCAUCUUUGAGGCCAUGCUGCCCAUGUUCGAGCUCACGGUUGACUCUCUCAACUCGUCGCCUCGCAACCGCAUCGACGUCGACUAUGGUAAGCUGUUUGACCACGACCUCUACGACUGGCAGUCCCUUAUGUGGAAGGAGCAUCGCCAGCAGCUCCGCAAAGCGCAAGCCGUUGAGGCCGCUCGUGUCGGCGACGACGGCCAGCCCACCACCGGCGAUCGUCAUCACGACGACGAUGAAGAUAGCGAUGACGAUGACGAUGAUGACGAUGAGAAGUGGAACUGGAUGGAUGCCCUCGAAGACACUCGCGAGCUCCACGUUCCCCAGCUGCCCGAGAAGUUUGAGCCCGACGUUCCCAGUCCCGCCAGAUUCCGCGCCCGAUCCGUGCAGGCCAUCGUCAAGUUGGCCACGAUCCACCUCACGCCCGAGAAUCCGCGCUAUGACGGCGGCAGCUGGCACAUGGAGGGAAUGGAGAACGAGGCCAUCGCCGCCACAGGCAUCUACUACUACGACAUGGAGAACAUCACCGACUCUGUCCUGCGCUUCCGCCACGCGUUCGAUUCCAUGGCCUUUGAGUACAGCCAGAACGACCACCGCGGCAUUCUCGAGGUCUUUGACGUCGAAAACGACACCGAGGCCUUGAUGGAGCAGGGCCAGCUCACGGCUUUGCCUGGUCGAUGCGCCACGUUCCCAAACUUCCUGCACCACCAGGUGCAGCCAUUUGAGCUUGCCGACAAGACUAAGCCAGGCUUCCGCAAGGUCCUGUGCUUCUUCCUCAUCCACCCCCGGAACCACAUCAUCUCCACCCGGCAGGUUCCUCCCCAGCAGCGAUCGUGGCUCCGCCAUGCGCUCUACAGACUACUCCGCCCAAGACUGCCCGAGCUGUGUAUCGAUCGCAUCCAGUACUACCUCGACUGCGAUAUGUCGAUGCAGGAUGCCUAUGCCCACAGCGAGAAGGUCAUGGACGAGCGCAAGGCAGCCAACAGGGACCGCGACUAUGAAUACGUUUCACUUUGCGAGCACUAGACCGACAGCGCGGUCGUGAGUGAACUGCAGUGAUAAUACAGCAUUUAGAAUCCGAUAGGACACUGCUUGCACCAUCGCUGCAUCGCUGCACUCCGUUGUACUGCAACCGUGAGCCACGAUCGCCUCCCCGAGAUGGCCCUAGCGGAGCAUAUCGCCUCAGGUGUUGCGCCGUGCAAGUGUUGCGUCAUGCCAGCAUCGCUCGAGCAGAAGUUAGAGGCAAUCCAAUAAAAAACGGGACACCCGGGUUUUUGACCAUUCA
Messenger RNA from Polychytrium aggregatum, 2036 nucleotides. RefSeq lists its product as uncharacterized. The transcript has a single exon. Lineage: Eukaryota; Fungi; Chytridiomycota; Chytridiomycetes; Polychytriales. Bases 62 to 1777 code for a protein of 571 amino acids. The record is from RefSeq and is a predicted model, not a curated record.